Molecule: messenger RNA, 1788 nt
Organism: Penicillium canariense
Lineage: Eukaryota; Fungi; Ascomycota; Eurotiomycetes; Eurotiales; Aspergillaceae
Product: dolichyl-P-Man:Man(6)GlcNAc(2)-PP-dolichol alpha-1,2-mannosyltransferase
Exons: 4
Coding region: 1-1788 (595 amino acids)
Biological process (GO): protein N-linked glycosylation
Cellular component (GO): endoplasmic reticulum membrane
Molecular function (GO): alpha-1,2-mannosyltransferase activity
Source: RefSeq, a predicted model, not a curated record
AUGGCAGGGCCCGACAGAGCUGCCUCGGGCGCUGCCCACCCUCCUCGGACAAAAGCACGUCCUCCACCCCCGCCCUUCUACCUACCCUUAAACGCCACCCUCUAUCUGUGUCUCGUCUCCAACGGCCUCGCAGCUCUAUUUUCUCCCAUUCAAGACUGUGACGAAGUAUUUAACUUUUGGGAACCUGCACAUUAUCUUGGUCAUGGGUAUGGACUCCAAACAUGGGAGUACUCGCCGGUAUACUCGAUCCGAAGCUGGCUCUACGUGUCGCUUCACGUUGUGGUGGGAAAACUAGCAUCCUGGGUGGUCCGCAGCAAGGUGGUUGAAUUCUACACUAUCCGAAUUUUCCUUGCCUUUUUCUGCGCAGCCUGCCAGACGAGACUAUACUCUUCUAUCUGCCGAUCCCUCAAUCCCCGCAUCGGCCUCCUGUUCCUCUUGGUCGCCUUGUUCAGCCCAGGCAUGUUCCAUGCGUCAGCCGCUUUCCUGCCAUCAACAUUCACUAUGUACACGUCUAUGCUUGGCCUGGCUGCCUUCUUAGACCUGAGAGGCGGGCCGAAGAUUGCACAAGGGAUCAUGUGGUUUGGUCUCGGAUCAAUUGUUGGCUGGCCGUUCGCCGGUGCCCUGAUUGUGCCUCUCCUGUUCGAGGAAGUCAUUAUUAGCAUCUGUUCUCGGAGCUUAGGCCCUCUCUUUUACGCCAUAUUGGAUGGUGGGCUCCGGUGCCUCGGUAUCUUGGCCCUCGAAGUGGCGGUUGACUACGCUUUCUUCCAUAAGAUCGUCCUUGUGCCUUGGAAUAUUGUCGCGUACAACAUUUUCGGUGGCCAAGGAAGAGGCCCCGAGAUCUUCGGUACUGAACCCUGGACUUUCUACAUUCGAAAUCUCCUCCUAAACUUCAACGUCUGGUUUAUUUUCGCAAUGCUGUCUGCUCCGCUCCUCCUACUUCAAGCCAUCUUCCGCUCCCAGGGCACCUCUUUCCAGACGCUCAUGCGCUCUAUCACAUUGACUGCGCCUUUUUACAUGUGGUUCGGGAUCUUCACGAUCCAACCUCACAAAGAGGAACGGUUCAUGUAUCCGGCAUACCCGUUCCUUGCCCUGAAUGCUGCCCUUGCAUGCCACUUGAUCCUCACAUACAUGGGAUCGAGUAAUCCUAAGAGAAUCAUGGGCCGUCUACCCGCGAAGCUGAAGCUCAUCGCCGUGAUGUCGGUCAUCAUGGUGGCCGUCAAUGCCGGUAUGCUACGCAUCCUGGGAAUGAUUACAGCAUAUAACGCGCCAUUAAAGGUUUUGGAACCACUUCAGCAAGCGGGUAUCUCACACACCGGAGCUUCUGUGUGUUUCGGCAAGGAGUGGUACCGCUUUCCUUCGUCGUAUUUCCUCCCGCACCAGAUGCGGGCCAAGUUCAUUCGAAGCGAGUUCAAGGGUCUGCUACCGGGCGAGUUUCCUGACGCGCCAAGUGCGUAUUACCGUAUGGCAGGCGCGUCGCAGAUCCCCUCCGGCAUGAAUGACCUGAAUAUUGAGGACACAAGCAAAUACGUUGAUGUUUCUCUGUGCUCAUUCUUGGUCGACUCCUCUUUCCCUGGCCGCGAGGCGACUGAACUAGAACCUCACUACGUGCAGGACGAGUCCCAGUGGGAGUCCCUCUCCUGCGAAAAGUUCCUGGAUGCAUCCCAGACAGGCUUGUUGGGACGACUGAUCUGGGUUCCAGAUCUCCCAUUUGUCCCGGAGCAGUUCCGGCGCAAGUAUGGCCAAUACUGCCUUCUGCAGCGUCGUAUGGACGGCAACAGUAUAGAGUAA